CAAUCCCAGCAUAAGGAAUUUUGGUCGAGUCCAGAAUGACACCACCAACAUCCUCAGCUUCGCGUUUUGUCACUCUUUUAUGGAAAGUCUUCAAUUUUGUUCUCCUAUUUAUAUCACUUAUAGUUCUUACCACCAAUACAGCAACGGCAUAUACCGAAGUUCUAACGUUCAAAGUACGCUUUAAUGAUAUUUAUGCCUGCAGGUAUAUGCUUGCUACGAAUGUCAUUGGAUUCGCAUAUUCCCUCUUACAAAUUGCAUUCUCAAUUUUUCAUAUUAUAAUGGGAAAUCAUUUAAUAAGCGGGGAUGGCGGUGCUCUACUUGACUUCUAUGGUGAUAAGGUUAUUUCGUACCUAUUAGCCACAGGUGCUGCUGCAGGAUUUGGAGUUACAGUAGAUUUGAAGGCAACAUUUGAUGUAUUUGGGCUAUUUAUUGACAAAUCUUUUUAUGAGAAGGCAUAUGCAUCAGCUAGCCUCCUCCUCCUUGCCUUCGUGUGCACUGCUAUAUUAUCAGUUAUAUCUUCGUAUGCAGUUCCAAAGAAAGUUUGAUUGUCAUGGAGAAAGCGAUUUCAAUCAAAGCUUAUUGCUCGAAGUUUCUUUUUUCUUUUCUAUGAUUUUGAUUUAUGCACAUUUUCAAUUUUCUUUGUGGUUUUUUAAAGUUGGGGCAUUUGAAUUAAUGAUUAGCCCCCUGGCAUGUAGUGAUAAUUUCUCUCUUUGAUGUGAAAUUUCCACCAUUUCGAAUUGUAAUUUGCUGGUUGACUAAUACAAUUUUCAUGCACUAUUCAAUUGA
Molecule: messenger RNA, 786 nt
Organism: Quercus robur (English oak)
Lineage: Eukaryota; Viridiplantae; Streptophyta; Magnoliopsida; Fagales; Fagaceae
Product: CASP-like protein 4D1
Exons: 3
Coding region: 36-545 (169 amino acids)
Source: RefSeq, a predicted model, not a curated record